CCAGACCUUCUCCAAAGGGCCGAAGAGGGACUGAGGCCACAACACCUGGAGGAGGGACGAAGUUGGCCCAGGCCUGUUUCCCUCACAGGUUGGCCUUCUAACACACACUGACCGAGAACAAGGAAAAACAACCACUUUCUCAACUCUCCUCCUUCCAAGGAGAUGGAGCAUGGCCUGGAGCCACGUGCGCCAUCGAGAAAAGGGUGCCUGAUGCAGAGGAAAUGUGAUUGUUGGCUGAAAAUUUUGGAAUAGAGCCUGUUCAGUUGAGAUAAGAGGGAGGAAGAGCAUCUUGGAUGCAAUUUGCCUCUUCAUCAAACAGUGGUUCUGACAUGGAGAGACCCAGCUCACCUGGACCUGAAGCAGGCAGGGUCCCUGGGAGCAGUGGGAAAUUCUGGGAAAGACCUACGGAGACGUUCCUGAAUGCAUACAUACAGCACCAGAGCUUCAGGCAGUCGUUCUACCGAGAGAGUGAGGGACCCAGAGACGUUUGCAGCUGCCUCCAUGAUAUUUGCCGCCAGUGGCUGAAGCCAGAGCAACACACCAAGGUUGAGAUGCUGGACCUGGUGAUCCUGGAACAGUUCCUGAGCCUCUUGCCCCCAGAGAUGGGGAGCUGGGUCCAAGAGUGUGGGGCAGAGACAUGUUCCCAGGCGGUGGCCCUGGCGGAAGGCUUCCUCCUGAGUCAGGCAGAGGACAAGAGGCAGGAAGAACAGACCCAAAUAAACUGUACUGAGGUCCAGCCUGAUGUCCCUGCAUCAGAGAAAUCUCCAUCAGACACCGCCCAGAGCUUCCAGCAGAAAGAGUUCAAGCAGGAAGAUGGGACUACAGCCUUGGAGGGGGCUGGAAUGAUGUUGUUGCCGAAUCCUCAGUCGUUUCUUCCCCUUUGUGAUGGAGUGGAACUGAAUCAGGGCCCAAUAGCCUUUGAGGACGUGGCUGUCCAUUUCUCCCUGGAGGAGUGGGUUCUUCUGAACCCUGAUCAGAAAGCCCUGCACGUGCAGAUCAUGGAGGAGAUUCAUGGGAUUGUGGACUCUCUUGAGUUCUUUCCCUUGAAAGAAGAGGGAGGAAAAACAUCUUGGAUUCAGUUUGGUUCUCCAUCAGGCAGUGGUUACAAGAUGGAGAGACCAAACUUACCUGGACCUGAAGCAGGCAGUGUCCCCGGGAGUAGUGGGGAAUUCUGGGAAAGAACUACGCAGAUGUUCCUGAAUACGCACAUACAGCGCCAGCGCUUCAGGCAGUCCUCCUACCAAGAGGGCGAGGGGCCCAGAGAGGUUUGCAGCCGCCUCCACGAUCUCUGCCGCCAGUGGCUGAAGCCAGAGCAACACACCAAGGCUGAGAUGCUGGACCUGGUGAUCCUGGAGCAGUUCCUGAGCCUCCUGCCCCCAGAGAUGGGGAGCUGGGUCCGAGAGUGUGGGGCAGAGACCUCUUCCCAGGCGGUGGCCCUGGCGGAAGGCUUCCUCCUGAGUCGGGAAGAGGAAAAGAGGCAGGAAGAACAGGCCCAAAAUAACUGCAUUGAAGUCCAGUCUAACGUCCCUGCAUCAGAGAAAUCUCCAUCAAACACCACCCAGAGUCUCAGGCAGAAGAAGCUGAAGAAGGAAGGAGACGGGGCUGUAGCCUUGCAGGGGGCUGGAAUGAUGUUGUUGCCGAAUCCUCAAUCGUUUCUUUCUGUUUGUGAUGGAGUGGAACUGAAUCAGGGCCCAUUCGCCUUUGAGGACGUGGCUGUCCAUUUCUCCCUGGAGGAGUGGGCUCUUCUGAAUCCUGAUCAGAAAGUCUUGCAUGUGCAGAUCAUGGAGGAGAUUCAUGGGAUUGUGGACUCUCUUGCAGACAACUGGAAGAAGAGAAAUGUAUGCGCCAAACGCAGGAAACAUUUGGGAUACAAUGGUGACCUCCCAGAAACCCAACAAACCCACACAGAAGAUGGAGAUUCUGCCAGAGAAAGGCCUUUCAAAUGCAAUGGAUGUGGGCAGUGUUUUACCCAAAAUGUGGCACUUGUGCUUCACAAGACACUCCAUGCUGGGAAAAGCCAACUUAAAUGGAAAAGUUCACAAUUGGGGAAACAUGAGAGAUUUCACACAGAACAGGAACCAUACAAAUGCCAGGAGUGUGGGAAAGGUUUUGCUUCUAGUUCAGAAUUGCUGAGGCACAAAAGACUCCACACAGGAGAGAAGCCAUACCAGUGCCAGGAGUGUGAGAAAUGUUUUGCUACCCGUUCACACUUGGUGAGGCACAAAAGACUCCACACAGGAGAGAAACCAUACCAAUGCCAGGAGUGUGGGAAAUGUUUUGUUGACACUUCAGCUUUGGCGAGCCACAAAAGAGUCCACACAGGAGAGAAGCCAUUCCAAUGUCAGGAGUGCCGGAUAUGUUUUGCUUACAGUUCAGAUUUGGUGAGACACAAAAGACUCCACACAGGAGUGAAGCCAUACCAAUGCCAAGAGUGUGGGGAAUGUUUUGUUUACAGUUCACAAUUUGCGAGCCACAAAAGGGUCCACAUAGGAGAGAAGCCAUACCAAUGCCAAGAGUAUGGGAAAUGUUUUGCUACCAGUUCAACCUUGGUGAGCCAUAAAAGACGUCACACAGGAGAGAAGCCAUUCCAAUGCCAGGAGCGUGGGAAGCGUUUUGCUUACAGUUCAGGCUUGGUGAGGCACAAAAGACUCCACAAAGGAGAGAAGCCAUACCAGUGCCAGGAGUGUGAGAAAUGUUUUGCUUCCCCUUCAGGGUUGAUGAAACACAAAAGAGUCCACAAAGGAGAGAAGCCAUACCAGUGCAAGGGGUGUGAGAAAUGUUUUGCUUCCCCUUCAGAGUUGAUGAAACACAAAAGGCUUCACACAAGAGAGAAGCCAGAACAAUGCCAGGAGUGUGGGAAAUGUUUUGCUUCCAGUUCAGAAUUGGUAAGGCAUGAAAGACUCCACACAGGAGAGAAACCAUACCAAUGCCUAGAGUGUGGGAAAUGUUUUGCUCACAGUUCAAACUUGGUGUGCCACAAAAGACUCCACACAGGAGAGAAGCCAUACCAAUGCCAGGAGUGUGGGAAAUGUUUUCGUCGCAGUUCAAACUUGGUGUGCCACAAAAGACUCCACACAGGAGAGAAGCCAUUCCAAUGCCAGGAGUGUGAGAAAUGUUUUACUUACAGUUCGGACUUGGUGAGGCACAAACGACUCCACACAGGAGAAAAGCCAUACCAAUGUCAGGAGUGUGGGAAAUGUUUUGUUUCCAGUUCAGCUUUUGUGAGCCACAAAAGACUUCACACAGGAGAAAAGCCAUACCAAUGCCAGGAGUGUGGGAAAAGUUUUGCUGACAGUUCAACUUUGGUGAGCCACAAAAGACUUCACACAGGAGAAAAGCCAUACCAAUGCCAGGAGUGUGGGAAGUGUUUUACUUACAGUUCACAACUGAUGAGGCACAAAAGACUCCACACAGGAGAGAAGCUAUUCCAAUGCCAGGAGUGUGAGAAAUGUUUCUCUUCCCAUUCACACUUGGUGAGGCACAAAAGACUCCACACAGGAGAGAAGCCAUACCAAUGUCAGGAGUGUGGGGAAUGUUUUGUUUACAGUUCACAAUUUGCAAGCCACAACAGGAUCCACACAGGAGAGAAGCCAUAUCAAUGCCAGGAGUGUUGGAAAUGUUUUGCUCGCAGUUCAAACUUGGUGAGCCACAGAAGGCUCCACACAGGAGAGAAGCCAUACCAAUGCCAGGAGUGUGGGAAAUGUUUUGUUGACAGUUCAUAUUUGGUGAUCCACAAAAGAGUCCACACAGGAGAGAAGCCAUACCAAUGCCAGGAGUGUGGGAAAUGUUUUGCUUACAGUUCAGAUUUGGUGAGACACAAAAGAAUCCACACAGGAGAGAAGCCAUACCAAUGCCAGGAGUGUGGGAAAUAUUUUGUUGACAGUUCAGCCUUGGCAAGCCAUAAAAAGGUCCACACAGGAGAGAAGCCAUACCAAUGCCAGGAGUGUGGGAAAUGUUUUGCUCACAGUUCAGAUUUGGUGAGGCACAAAAGACUCCACACAGGAGAGAAGCCAUACCAAUGCCAGGAGUGUAGGAAAUGUUUUGCUUCCCGUUCAGACUUGGUGAAACACAAAAGACUCCACACAGGAGAGAAGCCAUACCGGUGCCAGGAGUGUGGGAAAUGUUUUACUUGCAGUUCAAAUUUACUGAACCACAAAAGAUUCCACACAGGAGAGAAGCCAUACCAAUGCCAGGAGUGUGGGAAAUGUUUUGUUCUCAGUUCAGCUUUGGCAAGCCACAAAAGAGUUCACAUAGGAGAGAAGCCAUUCCAAUGCCAGGAGUGUGGGAAGUGUUUUGUUUACAGUUCAGAAUUGGUGAGGCACAAAAGACUCCACACAGGAGAGAAGCCAUACCAGUGCCAGGAGUGUGAGAAAUGUUUUGUUUCCCGUUCAAACUUGGUGAAACACAAAAGACUCCACACAGGAGAGAAGCCAUACCAAUGCCAGAAGUGUGGAAAGUGUUUUGUUUCCAGUUCAGAAUUGGUGAGGCACAAAAGACUCCACACAGGAGAGAAAUCAUACCAGUGCCAGGAGUGUGGGAAACGUUUUGCUCGCAGUGAACACUUGGUGAGCCACAAAAGACUCCACACAGGAGAGAAGCCAUAUCAGUGCCAGGAGUGUGGGAAAUCUUUUGCUCAGAGUUCUACCUUGGUGAGGCACAAGAGACUCCACACAUGAAAGAAGGUGGGAUACCAAUGCCAGAAGCAUGGGAAACGUUUUGCUCACAGUUCAAACUUGGUAAUCCACUAAAGAUCCCACACAGGAGGGAAGCCAUACCAAUGCCAGGCGUGUGGGGAAUAUUAUUUACGGCUGCCAACAUUGCAUCUGCAAAGAACCGCCACGGGAGCUGUUCCGGAUGGUCAAGUGACUCCUUCAACACUAUUCUCGAGCGGAGUCCCCUGGCUGCCCAGCAGUUCAGUGUGAAGAAUUUGUAAGGUUCUUUGUAAGGUUGGAGUUAUCUUAACUUGUUCAGUCUAAGGAUGUGGACAGGAUCCUGGGAGAAGAGAGGCCCACCACAUGCGUUCUAGAUCCAUGCCCUUCUUGGCUUAUCCUACAGGUGAGUUGUUGACUGGGUGAAGAGGGUGACUAAUGCUUCCCUUCAUGAAGGCAUAUUCCCAUCUGACCUAAAAAUGGCAGUGGUGAACCCACUACUCAACAAAUCAUCACUAGACUCCCCUUUUUGGGCAAGGUUCUGGAGCAAGUGGUGGUCUUGCAACUCUGGGGAUUUCUGGAUGACAUGGAUUAUCUGGAUCCAUUUCAUUCCGGCCAUGGAACAGACAGCUUUGGUCACCUUGAUAGAUGAUCUACGUAGAGAACUUGACGGGGAGUGUGUCCCUGUUGGUUCUCUUGGACUUCUCAAGGAUCCCUCUUGUCAUGUUUUUAAAAGCUACUGUUCUAUGCAUAUACAUUUUUGUACUGUCUUUUAUAUAAUGUUGUGGCACUCUGGGUCCCAUUUAGGGAGAAAAGUGGGAUAUAAAUAAAGAUUGUAUAUUACUAUAAUGAAUGAUAUAUCAUUCAUACCUUUUGAACUAUAGCAGACUACAUACAGGAGAGAAAUCAUCCAAGAGCUGUGACAAAACUAAUAAAAUAAGUAAUCACUUAUUGUGAUGGUGAACCGGCUGGAACUGGUUUUUGCCCUGCUGUACAAUAUAAUCCAGCAAAAAUUUUAAAUUGUGUAUUUUAUUAUGAUAUUGUUUGCUAUGUUUUUUGAUAUUGUUGGUUAUGUAUUAUGGAAUUUUUUUGUUUGUUUUGGGCUUGUAUUGUGACUUAUUUUCUGUAAGCAUCCUCAAGUCCUGUUUGGAGAAGGGAUGGGAUAUAAAUAAAGGUUAUUAUUGUUGUUGCUAUUA
This is a messenger RNA of Anolis carolinensis (green anole), 5845 nucleotides long. RefSeq names its product zinc finger protein 721. Lineage: Eukaryota; Metazoa; Chordata; Lepidosauria; Squamata; Anolidae. The record is from RefSeq and is a predicted model, not a curated record. Gene Ontology annotation, biological process: regulation of DNA-templated transcription.